Molecule: messenger RNA, 3651 nt
Organism: Acipenser ruthenus (sterlet)
Lineage: Eukaryota; Metazoa; Chordata; Actinopteri; Acipenseriformes; Acipenseridae
Product: E3 ubiquitin-protein ligase MARCHF7-like
Exons: 11
Coding region: 118-2502 (794 amino acids)
Molecular function (GO): zinc ion binding
Source: RefSeq, a predicted model, not a curated record
GGUGUGCUCUUACUGUUUAUAUAUCACGUGGUGUUCUGUCUGUAUCAAACACAACAUACAGACGCCAUUAUUAAUGGUGAGAGAAAACUACAGCAGCAAGAAGAAGGGAUUUUCAGGAUGGAUUCAAAACCAAGUCGGAUUCCCCAAAGAUCGUCAUUUGGGAAACCUAGCUCAUUGUCGCCAUCUUCCUCAUCGUCGUCUUCCUCAUCUUUGUCGUCAACCUACUCCCCUCUUCGGUCCAGCGGGCUCUACUCUGGAAGAGGGAGUGUCUUAAGCAAUGACUGUUACACAAGGAGUACCACUGUGAAAUUGGAUUCAGAUUAUCAGGGCUCCCGGUUCCACAGUACUUCCAGGGACUACAGUAUUCCAGAAAGUCGUCAUUCAAGCUGGAAACUUUCGUCUCCGUCUUCAACUCUUUCUUCUGGAUCCUACGGUCUGUCAUGGUCUGACACCUCUGUUGGAACCAGAAGUAAAUUGGGUGACUCUGAAAGACGUCAGGGAUCAUACUAUGGGCUUCUGAAUGCAACCCAGGAUAGUGAAUCCAAAAGACCUAAGCUUUCCUAUACAAGCAGUUCAUCAUAUUCAAGAGGUUCAUCUACCUCUGGGGUUGGCAGCAGCUACUCUGGCCUGAAUGGCAUUUCAGAUUCGUCAUGGAGGUACAACCCAGGUUCAAGGGCUUCAUCUACAACCACAGAAUUAAUACGUUCAAGAGGAGAACUGGACAAAAGAGUAGACUCAAGUCUUUCCAGCUUUGGAGAACAUAGCCACAGGAGCAGUGGUUUAUUAUCCUCACCAGCCUCAUCAUAUCUUCGGGACAGAGUGACUUCCUCUUAUGCCCAAGGAGCAAGGCCAAAGGAGAGUACAUUUACAUCUAUGAGGGUAAAUGGUUCAUCAGUGAAUGACCGUUUGCCAUCAGAAUACCAGUCAUCUUUGUUCAGCAGAGAUUCAAGCAGAAGCUCUGCCAGGUCUGCUAGUUCAGUUUCCUUUAGGGAUAUGGACUCCCCACAAAGAACAAUGGGAUCAGAAGCCCGAAACACACGUGCUAGUUCUUGCGCUUUGUAUGUGCCAAAGUCAGAAAGAAACGCAUCUUCAUCAACCCCACCACCACCACCACCUCCUCCUCCUCCACCCCCGCAAAGGCAACUCAGUGAAUCAUCUGGGGAUUCGGAAGGCCGAUUGACAACAAGACAAUUAUUGUCCCGUCUAGCUUCCAGUAUGUCGACUACCUUCUUCUCAAGAAGGUCAAGCCAGGACUCCUCCUCUAGUUCAAGCUCCAGGUCUUUUGAAGCACCAUCUGAAGAUUAUGUUCCAAGGGGUGAAAGUUCUUCUCAAAGCAGUGACAGCAGAAACAGUAGUCCUAAUGGUUUGGAAAGAGCUUCCGAUUCCUCUCAGGUGUUUCCAUUUCUUAGACGCAGAAGGCAAGGUUUAUCACCGGUAGUAGAAACCCGCAGUUCAGAUUCAGACCCUGAAACUUCAAGAUCAACUGGAUCUGAAAGCAGAAGCUCGAGUUCGUGGUUGUCUUCUUCAUUUAGAAACAGGUGCACACCGCUUUUUUCACGAAGGAGAAGGGAAGGAAGAGAUGAGUCUGCACGAAUGGCUGCCGGAUCUGAUGAAACACAAGGGAGCACUCUUUAUCCAUUGAGGAGGUAUUCUUUUGAAACUGGCGGAGAGCAAGAACAUGAAUCUCAAGGGGCUGCAGCAGCUACUCCACCUCCCCUUGCAUCAGACACGCCUGUGCAAGAUGUGUCCCAAGCUGAACGAAACCCAAGAAUUUCUAGUAUUGUUCCCAACUCUUUGUUUCAUCAUGCUAUGACAUCUAGCCUUGACAGCACCCUGCCUGAUGAUGCAAUGAUCACUGUAGACAUCAUGGCAGCAGGUAGAUCUGAGCCUGAUGGGCAGUCUCAAGAAAAUGACAAACCUACACCCUCCAGGGAUCCAGAGAAACUGAAGAAAAUCCAAGAGAGCCUCCUUUUAGAGUCCUCUGAUGAAGAGGAGGGAGAUUUGUGCCGAAUUUGCCAGAUGGGAGAAGGAUCACCUUCAAACCCUUUGAUAGAACCUUGCAAGUGCACUGGCAGCUUACAAUAUGUUCAUCAGGAAUGUAUGAAGAAGUGGUUGCAGUCUAAAAUCAGCUCUGGUUCUAACUUGGAAGCUAUAACUACGUGUGAGCUAUGUAAACAGAAGCUUCAUCUUCACAUUGAGAACUUUGAUAUUGAUGAACUAUAUAGAACACACUCAAAUGAACGGGCAGAGUAUGAGUUUAUCAGCUGUGGUCUCUACCUCGUUGUCUUGCUGCAUUUGUGUGAACAACGAUUUUCUGACAUGUUGGGAGCUGCCAGUGAGGCAAGUGCUCAUGCUGGGUUCAUCAACCUUGCAAGAACCCUUCAUGCGCACAUGGAUGAUCUUGAAAGCUCUUAUGAGGAAUCUGAAGAAGUUGAAAAUGAUAGUAGACCAUCGUUUGAUUUUGAUGAGGAGGAGGAGGAGGAGGAGGAAGACACAUAUUAAGUUUGAGAGCAUUGAUAGGACAGUUUAACAUAGGACUGUUUUGUUAAAUUUAUAUCAACUUUGUUAAUUGAUCAUUCUCAUUGUGGUUUUGAAAAUGGUUACUUGGACUGCGGCCACUUAUUUCAUUAAGUACAUCAUUUAUUGACUUGUGUGAGUAUUUAAUUUGUUUAUGAAUUCCUUACUAAAUAGCAGUGUACAGUUAAAUCAGCAAAUUCUGAAUGUUACUUUUUACUUCAUUGUAUGUGUGUUAGAUUACACAUCAUUGUGAAUUUGGCACAAUCAAUGAGUUUAAAUUGUACAAAUUAGUUUUGCUGUAGUUAGUGUACAUGCUGACAAAUGUAAAUGAGGGAGCUUUAUUUGAUAACCAAACUGGGAGAAUUUUUUUUUUUUUUCUCUCUCUGUCAACAGAACGAGAAUUAGUAAGAUUGCAUACAAUUUAAGCAUAUUUUUUUCAUGUUAACUAGGUUCCUGGUUGAAUGCUUUAUUCAAUUAAUUUCAUAAAACCUGAAAUGUGAGUUGUAACAGUAGUCAUGCUGUCAAACUACUGUAUACCAUGAGUGCUUUAAAUACACAAGUUAAAUACAGGGCCUAAUUGGGGGGGGGGGGGGGAUAGACACUCAUACUGGUGCAUAAGUCUUCAAAAUUAAAUAAUGGCAACUUUCACGGUUUUGUGAAGAAAAUGCCUUAUUUUGUUUGGGUUUUAUCAAAGAAUAAAAAAUAUAUUGUUUUAAUAUCUUUGGCUCAAGUCUAGAAUUGUUUUUAAAGCUGCCCCUGCCCCCUUGGUCAGGAUUGUUUGAAAGUAUAUUGGCUAUAGUAUGAUGGUUUUUAAUAUCAUGAUUUAAGUUUGUUAUAAAAAAUAUAUAUAAUGAACUGAUAAUGAGCAAUCCGGAACAUUCUAGUAAAGUUUUAGCUGGAAUUUGUUUAGAGAAUCUCUGGCGUUUAUCAGCUUUUUGUGUCAAUUUACUGCCAGUUCUAUGUUCGGGGCAAAUAUCAUAAAUGAUUACAGUUAACAAUUUAACUAAAUUGUUUCCAGAAAAGCAGCUUUAUAAUUUAAUUCUGGAUUUAGCUCAAAUUUAAGAUUAAAUGUAAAUUAUUAUUUCUAUGUAUUUUGCUUGAAUUUCCAAAGUUAAUAAAGUUUUGAAGAAAUUG